AUGAAAGAUUAUGUAAGUGGAGGAAAAUUUUAUGAAGAAGCUGAGCACAACAAUUUAGUUCUAUUAACCUCAACUACAGAUCCGACUACCUUUGAAGAAGCUGUUCAAAGUUCAAAAUGGAGAGCUGCAAUUGACUUCAAGAUAGAAGCCAUCGAACGAAAUGAGACUUGGGAGUUGACAAAUUUGCCUAAAGGAAUGAAGAAGAUUGGAGUAAAGUGGGUUUUCAAAACCAAACUCAACGAAAAUGGUGAAGUUGACAAGUAUAAGGCUAGGUUGGUAGCAAAAGGUUAUGCACAACAACAUGGUAUAGACUAUACCGAGGUGUUUGCACCUAUGGCUAGGUGGGGUACUAUUCGAAUGAUAAUUGCUUUAGCAGCUUGGAAUAGUUGGAACGUGUAUCAGCUUGACGUGAAAUUGAAGAAGGCAUUAUAUGGCCUUUGUUGA
This is a messenger RNA of Cucurbita moschata (crookneck pumpkin), 444 nucleotides long. RefSeq lists its product as uncharacterized. The coding region runs from base 1 to 444 and encodes 147 amino acids. The transcript has a single exon. Lineage: Eukaryota; Viridiplantae; Streptophyta; Magnoliopsida; Cucurbitales; Cucurbitaceae. The record is from RefSeq and is a predicted model, not a curated record.